AUGGUAACUGCUAUAGCUGCUCAACAAUCCUUAUGCUAGCCAAAAAAUCGUAUCCAAUGCUUAUUUUCUAAUUUGUGUUAAUGGAAUACAAAUGGAAUUUGUGUUGAAUCUGAAGUGAAUGAAAUCGUCUAAUGUCACACUUUCAUUAAUUCAGAUGAAUGUGGACAAUAUUCAACUUGUACUUGGAAUGGCUUAACCUGUAAUAGUACUUUUGAUUGCAAAACUGAAGAAAAAUUCUAUAUGUGUAAAUCACACAGAGAAUGUUAAUGGGUCGAUGGUGAAGGCUGCGUAAAUAGGAGCAAUGAUACUUUCACUUGCAGUACUGUUGAAAAAUUCUAUAUGUGUAAAUCACACAGAGAAUGUUAAUGGGUCGAUGGUGAAGGCUGCGUAAAUAGGAGCAAUGAUACUUUCACUUGUAGUACUGUUGAAAAAUUCUAUAUGUGUUAAUCACACAGAGAAUGUUAAUGGGUCGAUGGCAAAGGCUGCGUAAAUAGGAGUAAUGAUACUUUUUCUUGCAGUACUGUUGACAAAUUCUAUAUGUGUUAAUCACACAGAGAAUGUUAAUGGGUCGAUGGUGUAGGCUGCCAAAAUAGAUCAUCAUGA
Tetrahymena thermophila SB210 is the source of this 603-nucleotide messenger RNA. RefSeq lists its product as hypothetical. The transcript has a single exon. The record is from RefSeq and is a predicted model, not a curated record. Lineage: Eukaryota; Ciliophora; Oligohymenophorea; Hymenostomatida; Tetrahymenidae.